Molecule: messenger RNA, 410 nt
Organism: Drosophila erecta
Lineage: Eukaryota; Metazoa; Arthropoda; Insecta; Diptera; Drosophilidae
Exons: 1
Coding region: 19-372 (117 amino acids)
Source: RefSeq, a predicted model, not a curated record
UCCGACAACAUAUCGAACAUGACUUCCAUGGCUCUACUGGCGAUGAUUUACAUUUUCAUGGCGAUUCUCGGCUACUGGCAAGUGGAAGGAGGACGCCCAGCUAAAAGGCCCACCGUCUACGACUACGAUGACGAGUCGGAAAUGUUCGAGAAGAUGGCGGACCAGGAUUACCAAAUCCAGUCGAACAUACAUAGCAGCGAAAAUGAGGACCCCAUGGGCGAGGCACUGGACACCAGUGACUUGGAUAUGAACCUGGACUACCGCAUGGGCAGGAACGAGGCUCGUUCGCAGCGCAAGUCGCACCUCAAGUUUCCCGAAUCCUGGGCCAAGUUGAUCAAGGAGGCAGAGCCGCAAAUGGACCCGAAGAAAUAAAAGCGUGCCAGAUGAUCGACGAGGAGGACGAGCAGCAG